Molecule: messenger RNA, 1761 nt
Organism: Durusdinium trenchii
Lineage: Eukaryota; Dinophyceae; Suessiales; Symbiodiniaceae
Source: the annotation of a GenBank genome assembly
GAGCCCCAUUCCAUCGUUAAAGAAAACUAUGGUUGCCAUGGACAGCAGAGGUGGACUACCUCGCUGGUUGCCUUCGCAGCCUUGGUAUGUAGUAGUUGGAGCUCUGCUGGCUUGCCAUUGUGCGGUCACUUUUUGUCAGUCUCUGACACCUACGAAGCCCCAGUCUUCCGUCGCUCGGAAUGCAGUGCACAACUUCAAGCGUCUCAGAACGUUGAAGAAAAUCCGUCCGGGACCUGUUCCGGCUGAGCGUGCAUGGCUUCCUUGGACACCAGGUGAAGAGGCACGUGAGCCCACUCCCGAGGAGUUGGCGAGGGAAGAAUACUUGGAGAGGAUGCUCCAAUGUGAAGAGGUCUCCUGCUCCCGGGAACUGCUAGAGGAGAUGCAGGCCAAAGAUUUGCCUCCAGCCUUGGAGAACUACCAUGCUGCACUAUUGGUGUGUGCCAACGUCACUGCAUGGCAAGAGGCCAAGGAUUUCCUCCAGGAGAUGACGCACGAACGCGUCCCACCCGAUCACACUGCAUACCAUCUCGCAAUGGACGCUGCUGGCAAAGGAUCAGGAGCUCCGAUUGAGUUCACUGAACAGCUUUUCAACGAGAUGCAAUCUCGGGCAAUGGUCCCCACUCCAGAGACCUACACAAAGGUCAUCCAUGCCUACAUCAGUCGGGGCAAUGAGAAGUUUGCGCGGCGUUUUGUUCGUGAGGCGUUCCAACGAGGAUUGCUGCAGAUUUGGACCAACGGCGGAGUAUUUUUGCAGCUUUACGACUUCCCCACAGACGUGGCUCUGUUCCUUUUGCGGCUCGCAAUCAUCGACCGCGCUAGAGAGCUGGUCGGCCGGAAAGCCGGGAAGAGGACCAUACAUGUCUUGACCAGAGAGCCUGACAUGCCGAGAAACACGCCGGGCAUGGGCCUGAGCGAGUCUGCGGUGAAGCAGGUCCUGGAGGAGUUUGGCAUUAAGGAUCUGCCCAGGGGGCUGGUGCACGCGCUUCCUUUACGCACAUUGCAUGGGUUUGAAUUUCUGAAUAUAUGUGAAACAUGUUGGAGGUGAGGAAUCAAUGUCGACAUUGACCUUGCUAUUUGAGAGGAGUCUACUACAGUCUUGCUUCCUUUGGCAAACCAACCAUCGAGAUCAGUAAGAGCUUGUUCCACAUCAUCGAACUGGCUGAAGCUAGUGCAAGGGAUCCUUGAUUGAAGUUCGUGGUGUGAUGCCAAACCAGCUAGACAUUCUUUAAUACAUACUGGUAGACCUAAAGGUGAAGCGCGGAUCACAUUUCAGCGUUGCACGCCCCGGCAGAUUUCACCGCGACAGUCAUCUCAAAGUGCUCCAAAGCUGAUGCAGUCAUAACUAAUGCGUUGUAGUAAUAUAUUGUUUUCUCUAUGUGUUUCAAUCGCACCACAAAACGACCAGUAGAAUUGCCAGGGUAAAGUGGAGCCUUCAGACUUCGGGCGCAUCCGCAUCCGCGGGGAAGAGCUCGAACGUUUUGGCUGCGAGCGGAAGGGAUUGCAAAUGAGGAAGACAGCCAAGACGAGAACAAAGGUGCGUGCUCGCUGAGAGAGGGAACCUGUCCCUCUCACCUUUGUGAGGAAAAAGCAUUGCUUCUUGGUGCCACACUAUGAAAUCUUGAUUUGGACCACAUUGCAAAGCUAUGCAAGAAUUCACAUUUUGGUUGGACAAAAGUAGAGUCGGUUCUUGCAGUUUGUGCAAUCAAAGAUGCGACAGUAUAAAACACAUGCAGAAGCAUCCAGACUCCGAACACAUCGGAC